Chaetomium fimeti is the source of this 894-nucleotide messenger RNA. Its product is annotated as survival protein sure-like phosphatase/nucleotidase. The transcript is spliced from 2 exons. Gene Ontology annotation, molecular function: nucleotidase activity. The record is from RefSeq and is a predicted model, not a curated record. Lineage: Eukaryota; Fungi; Ascomycota; Sordariomycetes; Sordariales; Chaetomiaceae. The coding region runs from base 1 to 894 and encodes 297 amino acids.
AUGCGUGCCGAGGUUCUUCUUGCUCUCUUGCCCGCGCUCGGCGCCCACGGCAUCCGCAUCAUCCAGUCUAACGAUGAUGGCUGGGCUGAGCAGUAUGUUCGGUCGUUCCACAAUGCCCUGAUCGCCUCGGGCCACGACACCGUCCUGUCCGCCCCUGCCGAGAACAAAUCGGGAACGAGUUCGCUCGAUGCCGAGCCUGCCCCUAGGGACUCGCCAUGCCAAUAUGACAGCUGCCCUGCCGGCAGCGGCCCCAUUGGACGCGACGAGACCUCGCCGCGCCUGAACUGGGUCAACUCCUUCCCCGUCACAUCCAUGCGGUACGGCAUCGACACCACCGGCCCGCAGUUCUGGAACGGCGAAGCCCCUGAGCUAGCCGUCUCGGGCCCCAACGUUGGCAGCAACCUGUACCUGGCCGUUCGUUUCUCCGGCACCGUCGGCUCCGCCGUGUACGCGGCCAAGGACGCAAAGAUCCCCGCUCUGGCCUUCUCCGGCGCGUCUGACGGCACCCUGUCAUACGCCAGCCCGGAGGAGCAGCGUAGCAAGGUGUACGCCGAGCUGGCCACCACGCUCACCAACGCCGUCAUCGCCAGCGGCAAGCCGUACCUCCCGGAGGAUGUCUUCCUCAAUGUGAACUUCCCCAAGGCCGAAGGGCAGUGCACCGAAGCGAGCCAGUUCAAGUGGGUGUUGAGCCGGAUCAACGUCGGCCUGUUCUCAUCUCCCGAUACCGAGCAGUGUGGAGGGACGCGGUUGCCCACCGAGACCUCUGUUGUGGACACGGAUGGGUGCUACAUUUCGGUCAGCGUGGGCGAUGCCAACGACAAGACGACCGCUUCGGCCGAGAAGCAGGCGGUGGUCCUGAAGAAGCUUGAGAGCCUGUUGACGUGCUUGCCUUGA